Trichomonas vaginalis G3 is the source of this 1503-nucleotide messenger RNA. RefSeq lists its product as uncharacterized. Lineage: Eukaryota; Parabasalia; Trichomonadida; Trichomonadidae. The transcript has a single exon. Bases 1 to 1503 code for a protein of 500 amino acids. The record is from RefSeq and is a predicted model, not a curated record.
AUGAACCAGCCAUCGCAUACGAAUCAUUUACAACUUAUAGAAUUGUAUCCAAAGGAUGUCACAAGUCCAGAGGAUGAAGAAUUGUAUGGUUUUAAUUCCAAAGUUUCAAAUUCAAAAUUCCAAAAUUCUUCUCUUCUUGAAGAAAAUGGAAUCAAAGAAUUGCAAUCUAAAGCACCACUUAAUUCCAAUUCAAAUGCUAUGCUUUAUUAUGAUUACAAUGUGUUUUUAGACACAAAUCUUCAACUUCAUUCUUCGAUUAAUGAAUCUCAAAAAGUAUUCGCGCUUAGUGAUGUUAAUGCAAUUUUCGAGCAAACAAAAGAUCCAGAAAGAUCAGUUAUCAUAAUAAAUAAAAUAAUUCAGAAUUUAAAAUCAAUGAAUAUGAUACUUGAAACGGAGUGUGCAGAAUACUUAAUGUCCAAGUACUAUCCUUUCAUUGAAGGAUAUAAAUAUUUUGGCACAGAAUAUCAUUUGACGUGUCUCCAAUUGGUUUUGAAUGUUCUCAAUAACUUUUCAUUCCAUGAAUAUAAAUACCAAAGCUAUUCAUUUCGGCUUACGCUCUACUUCUUAAUGAAACUCCGUUCACAAAGUCCAGAUAAUUUCAUUGUUUUCCGUGAGUUUGCCUUUUUGUACUCGCAUAUCUUACCUUAUAUGAUAGAAGACCUAUUUAGGAAGGUAACACUCGAAUUUGCGCUCACUUUUUGCCCAUCAAGUCCUUUAUUUGAUUUAGCUGUUAAUUUAGUCAAGAACUGUCAUAUACACAACUUUGAUGAGUUAGAAUUUACCAAACUUCUGCUCAAACUCGACAAUCCUUUAUCACAAGGAAUUUUUAAUUUACUUGAGUAUUCUUUAGCUUCGAAUUGCGCAAAUUCACAUAUUGAACUUGUGAAAUUUUUGCUAUAUAUUGCCUGCACAAAGCCAAUAUGGAGCAGAACAGCAAUAGAUCUCUUGAUGAAAUGUCAUCUUGAAAUUGAUGAUGAUUCAAGGAAAUUUGUCAAGAUUUUUAUACGCAGAGCUUUCCAAUGGACCGCUAUCUCCUCUAAAAAGAAAGAUCAUGCAACCAGACGAAUAAUUGUUAUGGAAUUGAUGCAAAAGCUAAGAAACUUCAUAUCUUUCCAUAACAUAGUUGAUAAAUAUGCUUCCACAUUACUAAUGAGCGAAUCAAAAGAUUUUUAUCUGGAAAUUAAAUAUGUUUUUCCAGAAAUCAGCGGAUCGUUCGACCAAGCAUUCCUUGAUGAACUUUCUAUUUUAGAAUUAUGCCCAGAUUAUAACUCUCUCAUUAUCAAACCGAAGAAACACUUAACUCUUGAACAAUCACGUAAUCUAAUAUUGAGAAAUGAAAAAGAUCUCACCAGUAAUGAGAGUGAUAUUAGAUUCUUUGAUCCAUAUGAUGAAGGUUCUUUCGGAUCACUUUUUCAUAAUAAUAGUCCUGGAUUUUCAGUUCCGCUCUUUUAUAUUACGAUUUCAAUUCUAAUAAUACUAGUUUUUGUAUCACUAACUAAUUGA